CCGGGGGCGGGCGCACUUCCUGAGAGCCGCCUCCAGGGCUUCCGGUCUGGACCGGAAGUGGUGGUUACUAAGGCGACGCCAAGCUGCUGGCCCAGCUUUCCAGAAUUUCAUAGAAAUUCCCAGUGCCACCUUCUGUGAUGUCAUCCCCCAAAGGAAGUCAAGCCCAGAAAACAAGGCUGCCCAGUUUUACACGAAAGGUGCCGCUGGAGGUGCCAUCCCCAACAGAGAAGGACUGGUCUAAGGAUGAUGAAGAGGAUUAUGUCUUCAAGGAUCCGGAUGAGGAGCUGGAUUCCCUGCCUCAGCCUUAUCGCAUGAUCAACAAGCUGGUGAACCUUCUGUUUGACCGGUCGUGGGAAGUUAUCGAGGAGAGGGACGCACUGAGGAAAUCUGAGCUCAGCCGCAUCCGGCCCACCGUCUACCCUCCAGUUGUGGAAAGCAAGCUCAACAAAAUGCCAAAUUGUAUGGCGAUUUCCCAAGACUACGUGUUUAUUGGAGGAGCCAGAGGAUUCUCCAUCCAUAGUCUGUUCAAUGCUAAACAAAUAUACGUUUGGGAGAAACUUAAGGUUGAUGUCACUUCCAUCUGUGCCACAGAUUUGGGGAGUGAAAUACUUAUUGCUCCUGUGGACGAAAUAGGCAUCGUUAGACUGUUCUAUCUUUAUAAGGAUGGUCUUUGCCUCAUCAAAGCCAUCAACGAAGUGGAGGACACCAGCAAGCAAUCCACCUGCCUAAAGAUGGAGAUUUCUCAAGGAGGGGACUUUGCAGCCUUCUUCCUACAAGGAGCCGGAGAUAUUUGGCUGGAUGUGUAUAAAUUGCCCAAGGAGUCCUGGCUCAAGGAAGUGGAGCACCCGCAACUCAGUAUAAAUCCGAAGAAAAAAGUCAGACAGCUGCAACUGAACACUCUUGAUGCCAUGACUUCAGAUAAUUUAGAAAUGGAUAUUUCUUUUAGAGGAGAUGUUAAGCUGAGUCUUCCAGUUCACAUAAUGAAGAUCAAACCACCCAAACCAGUCACAGGUACCACAUUUAAAAGCCCCCUGGAAGUCUUUGCGAAGAUCGAGGACUGCUACGGGCUGGGCUCCGGACAGAAUCACUUCAUCAGGGAGAGUCAGUGGGAGCAGCAGGCGGCAGUCUUCAAUGCCUCCUACAAGAAGUACCUGGAUGGGGAGUGGGAGGAGGAGCCACUUAGUAUGGCCACCUUCCAUUUCCUCCCUCCUGGCUGCAUAACUGCAACGCCAGUGGACGUCAAGAGCCCCUCAGGGGUGGCCUAUGUCCUUGGCGUACAUUGGACUGGAAGUCACAACUUCUUCCUCUAUUUGCUCAACCGAACUCUGAAGGAUAAACUUGACCCCGAGGGCGUGUGGCCCUGCGCUGCGCCCAUUGCAGUCUCUCAGCUCAGCUGCUCCUCCUCCUACCUGGUGCUGGCCUGCGAGGAUGGCGUGCUCACGCUCUGGGACUUGGCCGAAGGAUUCCCUCUCGGGGUUGUCGCUCUUCCUGAGGGAUGUAUCUGCCAGAGCAUUCACUUCCUAAAAUACUUCUUAGUCCAUGAAGGACGGAACGUGUUCCCUGAGGGCCCAGUGAAGUCCCAAAUGAAAUGCGUGGUGCUGUGCACAGAUGCUUCUCUCCACCUGGUGGCUGCCCAGGGUUCUGAGGCACCCACCAUCAGUGUGCUCGUUGAGAGGCCUGUAAACCACCUGGAUGAAGCCGUCUGUGCAGUGGCCCCAGUCCCAGCCUUACCUGGGAUGGUGCUGAUCUUUUCCAGAGAUGGCCAUGUGCACCUCAUGGAUGUUGCCAAGCCUCACAUCAUCUGUGCCUUUGCUCCCCCGAGACCCUACCAUCUGGCGGUCCCGUGGAAGCCAAUGUUUGUUGUGUCUUUCCACCACCCGUGUUUCCUACUCCGAGGAGACCAUCCCGAUGAAAUUAAAUCCACCGACGAUGCCAAGAACAUCCAAAAUUCUCUGUUCUAUUUUAAUUUUGAGGCCUACCCACUCCUGGAAAACAUCUCAAGAAAUUGCAGCAUUCCUCAGUCUGCCCUGACAGCUAACAUGGGCUUCCCCCAUGAGCUGCCCUUGGAGAAGAGGUGCGAGAGUUUCCUCCAGAAAAGCGAGGAAGCGGAGGCGGACAGCGGUCAAACCGCCCGUUCACAGUCAUCAACUCACAGUGACGGAGCUGGUUUGGAACACAGCCGUGCAGGUCCGAAGCCGGAGUCUCUGACCUGGGCACACUCAGCCCCCGCAUCCCCCGCCUCCACGGGCAGGGCCGCCCUGGUGGCACAGAGAGGAAAGACGAGGAGGGUCUGUGAGCGCCUCGCAGACGGGAUGGAGGGUAUAUCGUCAGGGAAAAAUGCAGGGUGCACAACAGCGUGUCACACACUUUCAUUUAAGUAUAAAAAAAAGAUUAUUUGCACGUCUAUGCUUGUGUGUGUGAACAAUUUUCAAGGACUUACAAGGAGCUGUUAAUUAUUGUCACUUUGGGAACAGGAAACAAGGGUCUCAGGGGAGAAGGAGAUUCGCUUUUAAUCGCAUACCCACUUGCAGUCUUUGAUUUUUUUAAAAACAGCGACGUAAGGAUGACUAUUUUGAGUUAAAAAGCGUUUUAAUGCCUUGAGUAGCAGACACAGCUCCAUGUAGACGUCCCACAGGCAGAGCCUCCAACAAACGCAAAGCCGCGGUCACUGUCGCCCCUCCUCUGUGCACCCUGCGCUGUUUGUCCUCCUCGCUCGCACAGGUUCCCAUGGCAGAGGCCCCGUGACAGCCCGCACCGGCUCCACCUCCGCCUCCACCUCCACCCCUCACGGCGCCUGCGCUGGGGCAGAAGGGGCUGAAUCCCGGGUCUCUCUGGCUUUUCUGUAUUGAACAUGCAUUUAUUUGCUAUUAAAAAAAUAACUUCCUAUUUAA
Molecule: messenger RNA, 2891 nt
Organism: Equus caballus (horse)
Lineage: Eukaryota; Metazoa; Chordata; Mammalia; Perissodactyla; Equidae
Source: RefSeq, a predicted model, not a curated record